Messenger RNA from Copidosoma floridanum, 2961 nucleotides. It is a transcript of the gene kdn, whose product is annotated as citrate synthase. NCBI's taxonomy places the organism in Eukaryota, Metazoa, Arthropoda, Insecta, Hymenoptera, Encyrtidae. The record is from RefSeq and is a predicted model, not a curated record. Gene Ontology annotation, biological process: citrate metabolic process; carbohydrate metabolic process; tricarboxylic acid cycle. Gene Ontology annotation, cellular component: mitochondrial matrix.
GCCAGCUGCGUGCAGUCGUAGGGAGCCAAGCCAACCGCGAGGAGAAAAGACUCGUCUACGUCGUCGUGUAGUCGUUACGGGACAGCCGCACCGCUAAGUGACCCCCCAAUAACAAGCAUGGCACUGUUCCGCAUUAGCAGCCGACGCUGCUUCGAUCUCCAGCGAACGUGUCAUCCCAGUAGCGUUGGAAUACGCGCGUUGUCCGACAGCUCGACAGAUCUCAAAAAAAUCCUAGUCGACAAAAUCCCAAAGGAGCAGGAGCGCAUCAAGGCCUUCCGCAAACAGCAUGGAUCCACCAAAGUUGGCGAAGUCACCGUUGACAUGAUGUACGGUGGCAUGCGAGGCAUCAAGGGCCUAGUGUGGGAGCCGUCGGUGCUGGAUCCCGAGGAGGGUAUCCGUUUCCGGGGCAAGUCGAUCCCCGAGUGCCAAAAGCUCCUGCCAAAGGCUAAGGGUGGUGCCGAGCCCCUGCCCGAGGGUCUCUUCUGGCUCCUGAUAACCGGCGAAGUGCCAAACGAGGCCCAGGUCAAGGCUAUCUCGCAGGAAUGGGCCGCUCGCAGCUCCCUGCCCUCCCACGUGACCAAGGCCCUCAACGAUUUUCCCAAGUCCCUGCAUCCGAUGUCCCAGUUCUCCGCGGCCAUCACCAUCCUGAACAGCGAGAGCGAAUUCGUCAAGGCUUACACGAACGGUGUACACAAGUCCAAGUACUGGGAGACUGUUUACGAGGACUCGAUGAACCUCAUCGCCAAGCUGCCCGUUGUCGCUGCCACCAUUUACAGAAACAUCUACAAGGGUGGCAAGGGUAUCGGCUCCGUGGACGCGGGCAAGGACUGGUCGCACAACUUCUCGACGAUGCUCGGCUACGAUAAUCCCGAGUUCAUCGAGCUGAUGCGCCUGUACCUCACCAUUCACUCUGACCACGAGGGUGGCAACGUCUCCGCCCACACGACCCACCUCGUCGGCUCGGCCCUGUCCGAUCCUUACCUGUCCUUCGCCGCGGGCAUGAACGGCCUUGCUGGACCCUUGCACGGUCUCGCCAACCAGGAGGUCCUUGUCUGGUUGCAGAAGCUUCGCCAGCAGGUUGGCGACAAUCCCAGCGACGAGAAGCUCAAGGAUUUCAUCUGGAACACGCUCAAGAGCGGCCAGGUCGUGCCGGGCUACGGACACGCUGUCCUCAGAAAGACCGACCCGAGGUACACCUGCCAACGGGAGUUUGCUCUCAAGCAUUUACCCGACGACAGCCUCUUCAAGCUCGUGUCGCAAGUCUACAAGGUGGUGCCGCCAAUUCUCCUGGAAACCGGCAAAGUCAAGAACCCAUGGCCCAACGUAGAUGCUCACUCCGGUGUUCUUCUACAGUACUACGGCAUGAAGGAGAUGAACUAUUACACCGUCUUGUUCGGUGUCUCUCGCGCACUCGGUGUCCUUGCCAAUCUCGUCUGGGCACGUGCUCUCGGUCUCCCCAUCGAGAGGCCCAAGUCCUUGAGUACCGAUCUCCUCAUGAAAGCUGUUAAGGCUUAAGCCGAUCCAGCACCAAACACACACCCACACCCACAUGCGUACACCUAAUGUAGCGAGCAGCUGCGCGUUAUAUUCUUUCGUUCUUUAUGGUACAGAGCGGGAAAAGCAAGAUUUUAUCGUCAGCCAAGAAAUGAAAACAAUAACCCGACGACCCGUUUUAGUUCGAACCGUCACCCAUUCCCACAACCCACGACUGUCAUCGUCAAUCAUUAACGUAAAUAUAGAUACACUCAAAGAGGCAUUCAUCUGACGUUAACACGUGCUUACGCAGAGAGCGGUGUUUCGGAAAGUGUUUUCACUUGCGUCCAAUGCACUCUGCCACUACUGCCGGCGCUCGACGCAAACGAAUCUAGUAAUAUUUGAUGCAAUGAGCUGGAAGAUAUAUGUUGAAAGAUUAAAGAAUAAAAUAAGGAUCGCUGAUUAAAAACAAGUGCGCCGUGCGCCAAUACUCGCUCAUUCGUAAGUUGUGCGGCAUUAAUGACGGAAUGCCACUGUUUUCGACGUUAUGUUAAAAAAAAAUGUAGUCAAAGUUUUGAAGAUAAUUUAUUACUCACUACUUUGACAAAAUAGUUAAACGUGACACAAAGCAGAAGCAUUAGCGUGCUAAAAAUCAACGAUUAACGAUUAAAUAAAAUAAAAAAUAUUGAACCAAGUAUUUUGUUAUAAGUCGGCAAUGUUGAACUUCUUUUUUUCUCUCUAAAAAAUUGACUAUAACGUUAUAACAUGUAUUGUACGUAAUUUAGAGAUGAAAAAAGAGCAUGAAAGUGUGUUAGUAAAAUUGAUGAUAAUGAAAUAGAGAGCUGAAAUGUAGAAGAAAAAAAAAAUUAAAUAUUACAAAGUCACUGUUUCAAACCAUCGUUGUGUUAAAUUGUAUCGACGAUGAGCACGAUAAAGAAAAAAAAAGUAACUGAAGAAAAAGUUACAUGCCUAGUGUGACUAGUAUUAGUCGAGCGACCCCUAUGUAAUCGCGUCACACGAUUAAAAUUAUAUUAUUAGUUGUAUAGGUUUAAAGAGACCACCGACAGUUAAACAAUUAAAUUACAAUUAAAUUAAAUUUUCAUUUUAUGAAAAGCGACAAGGUAUCAUAAAUGCAGAAGCAAUAAAGGGCAACGUUAGGUUGUAGUGCUUAUCCUAUCAAAUUCAACUGUGUUACGAACUUAGCAAUACGCGACUGCCAAUCUAUACGUUUGCCGAUGAAUAAAUAUAUUUAAUUAUUAAUAACAUAAAUUUGUAAUGUUAAAUUUUUUUCCAAAAAAUUUUAUUCUUUGACUACCUUUUUAAAUGUAUUACAAUUGUAUCUACAUCGAACCCACUUUUCGUUUUAAAAAAAAAUUUUAAAUUAACGGUGGUAGACCGAUUGAUAAUAAGUAUGAAUGAGAGUGUGCUAUGCUUUAUUUAUAAUAAAGAAAAAGUCGAAUAAAAUAGGAAACUGUUUCAAUCAAAAAA